AUGGGCAAUAUUAUUGCUGCUGCCAAAAAGAAUGAUAUUACAAUUCCUCCACCAGAUAAUCAGCAAGAAGUUCAGACAAAAAUUAUUAACGCAGCUGAUAAGCCAUCAGAUGGCUUGAAAGAAAUUUGGUUAAAUGCCAAAUCAGGAUAUUUUGAUAAAUCAUGGCUUGUUUACAUUGAAGAACCAUUUACAUAUGCUCAUUUUGAAAAGGAUAGUGAAGGAGACGGGUUCCGUAACUUUUCGGAAUUCGAAGGUUUGAAAGCAUAUGCUGUUUGUACCCUUUGGUCAGAUACAGAUAGCAGAAUAAAGAUAUAUGAAAUGCUAGAAGGAAAAGAAAAAGGUAAUUUAAUUGCAUUUCCUUUUUCAGCAUUAGACAUAUAUUAUUCUCACAAAACAUGCCAAGAGUUCCUAAAAGUUAUUGAAACUACAGCAAAAUGGCAAGAUCAAGGCGAUGAUACUGAUGCUAUAUUUGAUAAUUUCUUUGAAGCUCCCAAAAAGAAAGCGCAAUAA
Messenger RNA from Trichomonas vaginalis G3, 510 nucleotides. RefSeq lists its product as uncharacterized. The transcript has a single exon. The record is from RefSeq and is a predicted model, not a curated record. Lineage: Eukaryota; Parabasalia; Trichomonadida; Trichomonadidae. Bases 1 to 510 code for a protein of 169 amino acids.